AUGACACGUCGACAUAACCAGCGGGUGGUAUUUCGGUACCCCCAACGUCCGUUGGUGUGUUUUGUUGACCACCAUCGACCAGCCUGCGAAUCCCCAGAUGAUGGAUCACUUCCUGAAGAUAAUGGGGAUGCCACGGGGAUUAUGGAGUCAAUUCCCAAACAUUCUGGCUUCUUGAACCUAAACCCGACACUGUUGCUGCUGGUUGUAUACCGCGCAAUUCGAACAGACGACAUGAGUGCAGUCCGGGACACCCUAACAUACGACGCAGGCCUGCAUGUGAUUAAAAACUCUGGAAUGACGCAGGUAGUGCAGUGA
Penicillium samsonianum is the source of this 315-nucleotide messenger RNA. RefSeq lists its product as uncharacterized. Lineage: Eukaryota; Fungi; Ascomycota; Eurotiomycetes; Eurotiales; Aspergillaceae. The transcript has a single exon. Bases 1 to 315 code for a protein of 104 amino acids. The record is from RefSeq and is a predicted model, not a curated record.